UUUCCUCCUCGUCUCUUCUUUCUACAGCUCUGCUCGCAUAAACUGAUACUCACACACACGCGCGCGCGCGCUAGCACACGAGCGUGCGAUAUCUCGCGAGCAAAGGAGUAGUGGAGCGGUGGUGGAGGAGAGGCUCGUCCCCGUCUCUCGGUCAUUUCGUUCACUUUCGUUCCGAUCUUUUCUGCAAUAGCCGAGAACACGCCAGUUAAGUGCAGCCCACCGGCGCACAAAGUCGGCCCGAUCGCGCUCUCGCCCACACGUAUUUCGGAUAUUCGCGCACCGUUUACUCCUCCGUCGCACCAGCGAGACACUAUUUGCCGAUUUUUCCGUGCCCUGGUUCGGCUCAUACGGAGAAAAUCGAGUUCCCCGAGCCAUCCGAUGCGCGUGAUACAUCGCCGUCGUUGUCGUUACAUCAAGCGUAUUUUUAGCCACGCGAUUUUUUCAAAGUCGCCGGAUACCGUGUUUGUGUGCACGAGCGCUUAGUGUGUGUGUUCGCGCGGUGCUACCGAACGACGCGCGCGAGAAGAAGAGCACGUCGGCGAUGACGACUCCCGCUAUAUACUGUGCACGUAUAGCUCGGAGUUGGCACGCGUACAAGUAUAAUAAUUGAGAGAGACUCCACCCGUCCGCUCCCCUUCCUCGUGCCUCUGCCGAAGAUCGAACGCGUGUACGGGUUCUUUCUCCGUUUCUUCCGUGUGUUUUGACCGCGAGUCUCGCGCAAACGAUUCUCGACCAUCCGCAAGACGGGGGCUUCCCAAGGAGUCCUGGCGAGUCUGUUGGAGCUUGCGAGAAAAAGACACACCAACAGUCGCCUACACCCACUCGUUCAUUUGGAAAGCUCGCAAGUCGCUGAGCCUACGUAUCAUUGACACUGGGCAUUGAAAGCUCGGAAAAGUCGCCUCUUGCGGUGAAAAUUUAAAGGACCAACAAGUGAAUGGAUACUGGGUACUCCGGUCCCUCCAGAGUGUAUCUGCAGGAGUGAAGAACAGACACAGUUGUGAGGACGAGUGAGGAAUGACCCGUGGCCGUCGUCGCCGUCGCCGGCUUUGAAGAUGAAUCGAUACGGUUAUUAAUUCCAUUAACAACAAUGAAGAAACACUUGUCUCGGCACUCAUGAAACAGAAGAUGAUGAGCUUCUGCACGGCUAGUGAAAAAGUUACAAGUUGCCGUCAAAAAAUGCAUCUCCUCGUCCUUCUGCUUUCGAUAAGUGUCAUUCACGCUGUACAAGAUGAUGUCCCAACUCGACCGAAGGGACUGUACACCGGCGAGGACCACAUCCACUCGCACGAGAUCGUGUACCCGCGCAAGGUGACGCACCUCGGCGAAUUGAUCUCCCGCAACGUGACUCAUCAUCACGACGGCGAUGCUGCUGUUGUCAACGACGCCAAGACGAAGGAGGUGCAUUAUCGGCUGGCAAUGGACGGCGACCGUGAGUACCACCUGCAGUUGACACCCGUUCGAGAGUUCAUUGGCUCGGGGAUGGUGGUGGAGAGGCGCAAGCGCGAUCUUCACAAGCGCGAGCCAGCCAAGAGGCACGCGAGCACGUGCCAUUAUCGAGGGGUCAUCAGGGACCAGCCCGAUUCGAAGGUCGUGCUCUCCGCUUGCGAUGGACUGGCGGGUUUUCUACACGGUGAACACGGCGAGGCCUGGCUCGAGCCAGUAGCUCGCGAGCACGAGCACAGGUAUCGAGAUUCAGCAGCAAUGCUGGGCCACGAGUCGAGUAGGCCACACUUGUUGUUCCGAAGGGCUCGCGAGAGUAAGCUGCAGGUAUCCGAGCGACAGCAGGAGCACCGAAAGCCGACCCUAAAGGAUACCAAAGGUGAUGGUGGUGCUGCUGAAGGUAGUAGUGGAAGACGCAAGCCACGACGAAAAAAGAAGAAGAAGCACGAAAGGACCUGUGGCACGCGCGAACCUCGACGGCUGACCGAGACUCUGCUGGAAUGGCAAACACAGCCGGGCUUGGUGCAAGUUCAGGGUCGGGGUCGCCGUCGGCAAUUGACGCGCCAGCAACACCUGCCCGGCCACCACUGGCAGCGCUCCAAAAGAUCGGUAAGCCGGCCGCGGCACGUGGAGGCCCUCGUGGUCGCCGACACGACGAUGAUGGCCUUCCACCAGGACGGCGACGUCGAGACGUACCUGCUCACCAUCAUGAACAUGGUUUCGGCGCUCUACCUCGACCCGACCAUCGGCAACUUCAUCAACGUCGUCGUCGUGAGGAUUAUCCUGAUGGAGGAGGACGAGGCCGAGCAGGGCCUAAACAUCACCAUCAACGCCGACAAGACACUCUAUAACUUCUGCAAGUGGCAGUUGAAGCUCAAUCCAUCGGACGACUCGCACCCGAAUCAUCACGAUGUGGCAAUCCUCGUGACCAGGGAAGAUAUUUGCUCACGGGCUAAUACACCCUGCAGUACACUGGGCGUGGCCCACGUGGCGGGUAUGUGCCAGUCCGAUCGCAGCUGCAGCGUCAACGAGGACAAUGGGAUCACUUUGGCCCACACCAUCACCCACGAGCUGGGGCACAAUUUUGGUAUGUACCAUGAUACAGAGAAAAUCGGAUGCAGCAAAAAGGAGGGAGAUAAGCUACACGUCAUGACACCUUCGUUCGAGGCCGAUACAGUGGGCGUUGCCUGGUCCAAAUGUUCCAGACGAGACAUCACGAAUUUCUUAGACCAAGGCAAGGGGGAGUGCCUCGAAGACGAACCGGCUGAUAAUGACUACGCUUAUCCAGAUCUGCCUCCGGGAGCCAUGUACAACGCGGAACAUCAGUGUAGACUCCAAUUUGCCGUUCGAGAGGCAUCCGUCUGCUCACCUUUGGAGGAGAUUUGUUCGAAACUUUGGUGCGUAGUCGACGGGGUGUGCACGACGAUGUUGCAUCCAGCAGCCCCGGGCACUCACUGUGGCAAGCACAUGUGGUGUCAAAACCAAGAGUGCGUGCCGAUAGUGGACCGUCCGAAUCCCGUGGACGGCAGCUGGGGCGAGUGGGGCAGCUGGAGCGAGUGUUCGCGCAGCUGUGGCGCCGGGGUGUCGAUAAUCGAGCGCAAGUGUGACCAACCGGAGCCGGCGAACGGCGGAAAAUUUUGCAUCGGCAAGCGCCGGCGCUACAAAAUUUGUAACACUCAGGCGUGUCCCGAAGGCGUGCCCAGCUUCCGCAGCGUGCAGUGCAGCGCCUACAACGGGAAGGAGUACAAGGGCAAGAACUACACGUGGCUGCCGUACUUUGACCAGACCGAACCGUGUGAGCUCUACUGCACGGACACCGAGGAGAGCGUGAUAGUGCCGUGGGGCGAUGCUGCCCUCGACGGAACGCCCUGCAACGUAGGCACAAGGGACAUGUGCAUCGCUGGUAUAUGCAGGAAAGUCGGCUGCGACUGGGCCGUGGACUCGGACGCGACGGAGGACCAGUGCGGCAUCUGCCACGGUGACGGAACCCAAUGCGUUACCAUUCGAGGUUCGUACGACAAAAAUGAGGGCCCGGGGUACAGGGAGGUCGUGGUCAUCCCUGAGGGCUCGCGUAACAUCAAGAUCGAGGAGGUUGGCAACAGCAAGAAUUACAUCGGUAUCGGCCGACCGGACUUGGACGAGUACUUCUUGAACGGGAAACGGCAGAUCACCUUGGCCGGGGAGUAUCAGGUGGCGGGAACGCCGGCGCUCUACGAACGCGACCACGACAAGGAGAAAGUCAGAAUACCCGGACCAAUCAAGGAAGACAUCGUCGUUUACCUAAUUUACCGUGGGCACUACCGCAACUUCGGGCUGCGCUACGAGUACACGGUGCCAAAAAGGGAAUCCGGACGGGUCCCCGAGUACUCCUGGGCCUACUCGGACUGGUCGCUCUGCUCGGUGACCUGUGGCGGCGGCACCCAAAUCUCGCACGCGCUCUGCCACGAGAGCCGGAGCGGCGUGGUCGAGGACAAGUUCUGCAGCGGGACCAAGAAACCCGAGGCCAUGAGCCGAGAGUGCAACGCCAAGCCCUGCCCGGCCAGAUGGUGGACGGGGCCGUGGCAGGCGUGCCCGGUGAUCUGCGGCGAGGGAGCGCUGCGCAAGCGGUCGGUCAUGUGCGUGGCCGCCAGCCGAGGUGAGGACCAGCCCGAGCUGGCUCUGCCGGACCAGGACUGCGACAAGGACGCCCGGCCCGAGGAGGUCGAGCCCUGCCCAGAGCUGCCGGUCUGUGAGCCGAGCAGCGAGGCGCCCCUCAUCGUCUACGCGGACGAGAAGAGCGCGGCCUUUUACAACGUGAGCGAGCCGGCCGGCUCGACGACCCUGGAUGGAUUGGGCAGUACCGAGGUGGAGCCGGAGAUACUCGAGUUCGACAACGUGGUAGACGUGGACAAUCCAGAGGAGAGCUCCAAGUACAACGCCAAGCCCAAGUGGCAGGUGUCCAAGUGGAGCUACUGCUCGGCUGGAAGGAAGACGAGGAAGGUGUUUUGCUCAGUGGCAGUGGAUUCGGAGGCCUGUGGGCUGGAGAACAAGCCGGCCGACACCGAGGAGUGCAGAGCUGGGAAAUGGGUCACGGGCAAGUGGAGCGCUUGUAACGCGACCUGCAGCGCCAAGUCAGGCCAGAAGCGCCGGGACGUCACUUGUCACGACCGACAGACCAACUUGGCCUCGGCUGAUUGUAAUCCUGAGAGAAAGCCACUAGAAGUUAGACGCUGCCAUCACAAGAAGCCCUGCCCUGACGAAAAAAUCGGAUGUAAGGACAGUAUCGAUCCAUCCUGGAUAUGCUCGUCUUAUCGGCCCAUGUGCGACGCGUCGCCUAUAGUUCGAGAAAAAUGUUGUGCAACGUGCCUCAAGAGACGAAAACACGUUCGACAUAAUCGUCGCCAGGGCGUGGUGAAUUGAAGUUGACUGUUUGCUCACUGAAGGGAAGUGCAACAAAAAAUACGAGCAGAGGAGAAGUGAUUCGCACUUGAAUCUUCGUUAGCCAUAUUUUUUUUUUUUUUUGCUUAAAAUUUUUUAUAACUCAAACUAAUAAGUAAAAAGUGGCAGUAAUGCCUAAGAGCUACUGACGAUUUUCAAUUUUUAAAAUGAGCUUUUCUAAAAUGGUUAGCUAAAGGACAGACUAUGAAGAAACACUGUUGCUUGUGAUUUAAUCUUAUCAUUUUUCGAUGCAUCUAUUUUAUUUUAUUUUUAUUAUAGUUAUCCCCUGGACGCUAUGUGAAACCGUGCACACACCACACGAGAUAGCGAAAAAAGCUGAUAUUGCUUAAUGUAACGAUUUGUUUUUUACAGUACCUUUUUCUUGGUAUGUACCUUCUUUGCUAUUAUUUAUUUUAAAGUUUUGCUACUUAGAUCUUUUUAUAAUCAUUGUAAUUUGAUUUCUUAAGAUGCUAGAUUUUUCUACUUUGCUUAUUAAGUGAAUCGAUUGGAGCUGCUUGAAAUGCCUUAUUUAUUUAUAUAAUUCAUUUACUGGAACAUAAAAUUUACUGUUAGAUGUAA
This is a messenger RNA of Copidosoma floridanum, 5436 nucleotides long. RefSeq names its product A disintegrin and metalloproteinase with thrombospondin motifs 7. Gene Ontology annotation, molecular function: metalloendopeptidase activity. Gene Ontology annotation, cellular component: extracellular matrix. Lineage: Eukaryota; Metazoa; Arthropoda; Insecta; Hymenoptera; Encyrtidae. The record is from RefSeq and is a predicted model, not a curated record. Gene Ontology annotation, biological process: proteolysis; extracellular matrix organization.